AGUAAACCACAGUGUUCAGCAGGCACCGCUCUUGCAGUGGUUCCUCUGUGGUGUCUCGACCAUGACACACAUUUGACAUGCCCUUUCCUAGCCCCCUGACAGAUUGGGGUGCUCCUGCUUUGCACCAUGGACCAAAGAGAAAUCCUACAGAAGUACCUGGACGAGGCCACAAACAAGAAACUCAUUCGGGAGGAACGUGCUAGCGAGUUUUUGAAGCUGAAAAGGCAAUCGACCAAGUAUAAGAUGGAUAAAACAUACCCUACAACUGUGGCUGAGAGGCCAGAAAAUAUCAAGAAAAACAGAUAUAAGGACAUCUUGCCUUUUGAUCAUAGCAGGGUAAAGCUGUCCCUGGUAACUUCUGAUGAGGAUUCCCACUAUAUCAAUGCCAACUUCAUCAAGGGUGUAUAUGGCCCCAGGGCAUACAUCGCCACCCAGGGGCCUCUGGCUACCACUCUUCUGGACUUCUGGAGGAUGAUAUGGGAAUACAGUGUUCUGAUCAUUGUUAUGGCAUGCAUGGAGUUUGAAAUGGGAAAGAAAAAGUGUGAGCGCUACUGGACUGAGCCAGGAGAGACUGUUCUACAGUGUGGCCCCUUCUCCAUCUCCUGUGAAUCUGAAAACAAGAAAUCAGAUUUUGUUAUCAGGACGCUAAAAGCCAAACUGAACAGUGAAACUCGAACCAUCUAUCAGUUUCAUUACAAGAACUGGCCAGAUCACGAUGUACCCUCAUCUAUAGAUCCCAUCCUUGAGCUCAUUUGGGAGAUGCGAUGUUACCAAGUGGAUGACAGUGUUCCUAUUUGUAUUCACUGCAGUGCUGGCUGUGGGAGGACUGGUGUUCUUUGUGCUGUUGAUUAUACCUGGAAACUGCUUAAAGAUGGGAUAAUUCCUGUGAACUUCAGUAUUUUUAGUUUAAUUCAGGACAUGCGGACACAGAGACCUUCCUUAGUGCAAACUCAGGAGCAGUAUGAGAUGGUCUACAACGCUGUGCUAGAGCUGUUUAAGAGACAGGUGGAAAUUCUCACAGAUAACCGGAACACCGCUGGUCCAGAGAUUCAAGCAAACCAUGCAGCACUUAAGCCUCCUCCAGUUCUAGAAGAUGAUCCUUUUUCUUGUAUUCCACCAGAUUGUCCUGCUGAAGAAGACUCAGUAAUUAAAUGCCAGCAGAACAAACAAGUGACCCAAGAAGAAACAGUACGAGCUUCAUCAUUAGAUUGUGGUGUCCCUGAGCUACAUGGAAGUCAAGGACUCAGUUCACAUUCAGUUAAGCCAGACUUUUCUGUUAAAGUUUUGGAGUUAAACUGUAGUGGUGAGAAAAAUGCAGAUAGGCUUAUGAAAUGGGAGACAAAGUUAUAUCCGCUGGUUGGGGAACCACUUCAAAAGCAUGGAAGUUUGGAUCUGAACUCUGUUUUGUCUGGGACACAUCCCAAUUUGGGACCUGCAAAUGCCAACGGCAGACAGUCCAAUACAAAGGUACCAUUAACACGAACCAAAUCCAUUCCCUUUGAGUUGCCACCACAGAGACAAUUGAAGGAGUGUGAAAUCAAUGCUGCAUUUCCUUGUUCGGAUGACUGGCAAGGCCAUUCCUACUCUUCUAUUGACUUACAGGCUCACAAGUCAAAGUGUAUUUCUUCAGUGGAACUGAAUCAUUUACUAAGUGGCACAAAAUCCCAAAUGUAUAAUGUUUCCCAUCCAAAGGCUCAUGUUUCCAGUGCAUACAGGGUACAUCCUUAUACUUCCUUAGCAGAAGAUCCUUAUUUUUCACAACUGCCUCCAAGUAAUGUUGAUCUUCCAAUGGGUAUUGAUUUCUUGGAGAAGCCAGACGGAACUGUCUUUUCAUCAUCUACAGCCAUUACAACUCCAAUUUCUGAUGGUAGUCCAUUUAAUCCUUUAGCAUCCAGUCUUCCAUCCAAUCAUUUUCACCCAACUCUCAAUAGAAGGACAUCAGCGGAUUCUCCACUGUUAGAUGAUGAAAUCCCUCCUCCUUUGCCUGAACGGACCCCUGAAUCCUUUAUUGUGGAUGAGGAAUCUGGAAACUUUUCAGAGAUGACUUCCAAACCCCAGUCUUCACCUGUGAAGCUAAAAAUUGGAACAUCAUUGGAAUGGAGUGGAGUUUCUGAAUCAGAGAAAUCUAAUGAUUCAUUUCGACUGAGACCAAGUAAGAGUGUGAAACUGAGAAGUUCCAAAUCAGAGAUACCGCAGGACCGUUCUUCAUCCCCUCCUCCUCCGCUUCCAGAGAGAACACCUGAGUCCUUCCUUCUUGCUGAUGAAGACCCUAUGCAGGUCCAAUCUGGAGAAACUCAUUCUACCAACCGCUUGGAGAACUUAGAAGAUAUAACUUCUUCUCAACAGUCAUUGAAGACUUCUGGAAAAGGCUUCACAAGGAGUAGGAGUUUAAAAAUUCUACGAAAUGUGAAAAAGAGUAUCUCAUCGCAACCAGUCAAGUCAGCAGAAUCCAUACAAUCAAAUCAUUCUAGUUCCUUUCUGAACUUUGGUUUUGCAAACCGUUUUUCAAAACCAAAAGGACCAAGAAAUCCGCCUCCUACGUGGAACAUUUAAUCUGACUUCCAACGAGCAUUCAGAAGAAUGCAAAUUGGAAUUUGCCGUGUAAGAGAGCAUUGUGGUCAAACAAAAACAUCAGAAUGCUGCCAGAUGAAAUAAAUGUGCUCUAUAAUCACCAUAUAACCAAUGAAGUGAUAUGCUAAUGACACAAAUGGCUUUAAAACAAAAGAGAUGCACAGAUAUGUACAACAUUUUGGGAUUUUCAUCUUAUUUACAUCUAGUUAGAAGUAACUAGUUGUAUUUAGAGGUUUGAGAAUGGAUUUUUUUUCACUUCUGAAAUGAAACUAUUCUUGUAUAUGAUGUGGUAAUAAGGUUUGCAAAAAUUGAAUGUUAGAUAUUAUUUCCUUAUAGUGCUGGCUCUGUGUCACUUAGGGAAGUGACUCAACUUGUCUUGGCAUCAGUUUUUUGUCUAUAAAAUGCAAAUAAUUAUACUAGUCUUGCACAUCUACCUACAAGAUUGUUGUGGGGAAUAAAAAAUCCAUAUAAAAGUC
This is a messenger RNA of Vombatus ursinus (common wombat), 3047 nucleotides long. RefSeq names its product protein tyrosine phosphatase, non-receptor type 22 (gene PTPN22). Gene Ontology annotation, cellular component: cytoplasm; nucleus. The record is from RefSeq and is a predicted model, not a curated record. Gene Ontology annotation, molecular function: non-membrane spanning protein tyrosine phosphatase activity. NCBI's taxonomy places the organism in Eukaryota, Metazoa, Chordata, Mammalia, Diprotodontia, Vombatidae. The transcript is spliced from 21 exons. Bases 127 to 2553 code for a protein of 808 amino acids. Gene Ontology annotation, biological process: positive regulation of protein K63-linked ubiquitination; positive regulation of toll-like receptor 7 signaling pathway; positive regulation of defense response to virus by host.